Molecule: messenger RNA, 7886 nt
Organism: Chlamydomonas reinhardtii
Lineage: Eukaryota; Viridiplantae; Chlorophyta; Chlorophyceae; Chlamydomonadales; Chlamydomonadaceae
Exons: 19
Coding region: 355-7272 (2305 amino acids)
Biological process (GO): error-prone translesion synthesis; error-free translesion synthesis
Cellular component (GO): nucleus
Molecular function (GO): DNA-directed DNA polymerase activity; deoxycytidyl transferase activity; damaged DNA binding
Source: RefSeq, a predicted model, not a curated record
CCCCAGCCCCCAGCAGCUUCCAAACGCUAUUCUAUACAAAUGUAGCACUCAUGAUUGCACUUGAGCAGUUGCGGCAUGAAUAUGAUACGAAGCGAGCGGGUUGUGACGCGGGCAAGCGAUUCUGCAAACGACUAGCUCUUCAGUGCGAAACUCCGCCGUUAGACAGUAUUUUCACGAGGGCUGAAAAGUACGCCAUGACCGCUUGCGUCAACGCGCGAGCGCCUUGUCGCCAGGUUGACCGUUGCGACAGCGCGUGGUACCUGCCGCCACGCCACGUCUUUGAUGUGCCAAGGGCCCAGCAGUCUAGGCAUUGGAGCCUUUGCUAGCACUGACAGCAGUGUCAGCAGCUCUGCGAUGAGCGGCUUUCCGAUUCGGGACCAGCUGCUGGCGCGGGGCCCUGUCCAGCCGGGCGGCACGACCACCCCGGGGCGGUCCCCGGGCGCGGCAGGGAAUGCGGCGUCGGGCCAGCAGCAGCAGAAGCAGCCGGAGCGCCGCAGCGAGCCGCAGCCGGCGGCUCAGUCCAUGCAUCAUGGCGGCAGCUUCUCUGGCUACAUGGAACUUAAGGUCCAGAAGCUGCGUGAGCAGUACGACGCACAGCAGCUGCAGCACGCCGCCGCCGCCAAGUCGGACAUAUUCCGGGGCGUGUCAAUACACGUCAACGGCCUCACCAACCCUUCGCACGCGGAGCUGAAGCAGCUCAUGGCGCUGCACGGCGGCCGCUUUGAGAACUAUCUGUACCGUGACGCGGUGACCCACAUCGUGUGCGCGCACCUGCCCGACACCAAGAUCAAGCAGCUGGCCAAGGAGCGGAACCCCAUCCCACACGUGCGUCCCGAGUGGAUCGUUGCAUCCAUCGCGGCCGGCCGCCUGCUGCCGAUAACGGACUUUCAGUUGGACACGCUGACGGGUGCGCUCCCGCGGCAGCGGCGGCUCUUCGACUUCCGGCGCCACGAGGCCCCUCAGCUGCCGCCAGAGGAGCUCUACCCCGCACUGGCCGAGCGGCGGGCGGCGGCGGCGGGCAGCGCAGGCACGGCCGCGGCAGCGGCUGCAGGAGGAGGGGAAGCAGGAGGAGGGGAAGCAGGAGUCGGCCCAGCAGGAGGAGCAACCGGGGCGGGAGCAGACGAAGGAGCGGCACCGGUGGAGGCGGCGCAGGAUGAUGAGCGGCGGCGGCAGCAGCCGCAGGGUGGGGAGCCCGAGUCGGAGCCUUUCCAGGAGCAGGAGGAGGCUGUUGCGGAGUGGGAUGAUGGAUGGGGCGGCGGGGCCAUAGGCGGUGUGGAGGAUGGGGGGGCGUGGGGGUGCGGGCAGCGGGAGACGCCGGAGCGGCUGCAACCGGCGGCGGAAGGGACGGCGGAGGGGACGGGGGAGGGGGCGGCUCUGGACAUUGGGCCUGGGCUGGGAGGCUGGCCUCAGGCCCCAGGGCCGGCGGAGCCCCUAGCACCCCUGGCGUCCUCACCUGAGGGAGCAGCUGUGCACGCCGCUGGUGGUGGUGCUGCUGGUGGUGGUGGUGGUGGGCAGCCGGCGCCACAGGGGCAGCAGCAGGGGCCGGGCCCGAGCGGGUACGGCAGCGGCGGCUAUGGUGCCGGGUACGCCGCGGCAGCCAUGCCGCAUCGCCCACAGCAGCAGCACCCUCACCCGCAACACCACCAGCACCACCAGCACAGUCCCACCCACCAUCCCGCAGCAGCAGCAGCGGCAGCAGCAGCUGCAGCGGCAGCAGCGGCGGCGGCAGCAGCAGCGGCCGGCCCUGGCACUGGGCCUGGGCCUGAGCCUUACGGCAGUGGCGACGCAGGCGCACAGGCAGCAACAAGCCCCCCUGGGCAACCCGCACAGGCGGCCUCGCCGGCGCCGCCGCUGCAACCGGGCCAGUCCCCCCGUGCGCACAGCGUGAGCCCAGGAGGCAGCGGCGGCCGCGGCCGCAGCGGCGGCGGCGGCGGCGGUGGCGGCGCGGCGGGGGUUGACCCGGAUGCUGCUGCCAACGCUCGGGCUCAGGAGGUGGCGGCGGAGCUGCGUGCUGCUAGUGACGCGGUGAAGGGGCCACCCAGGUCCACGCGCACCGACCCGCGCUUCAUGGAGACGUUCUUCCGCAACAGCCGCCUCCACUUCAUCGGCACCUGGCGCACACGCAUCGAGGCGCUCAUGGCAGAGGUGGAGGCGGCGGCGCCGCAGCCGCUGCCGCCGGCGGCCAGGGGCGCCGAGCGCGUUGUCCUGCAUGUGGACAUGGACUGUUUCUUCGCCUCGGUGGCGGCUGUGGGGCGGCCCGAGCUGGCGGGGCGGCCGCUGGCGGUGUGCCACUCCAACAGCGGCAAGGGCACCGGCGAGGUGUCGUCCGCCAACUACGUGGCCCGCUCGUACGGCAUCCGUGCCGACAUGUUCAUGGGCGAGGCCAAGCGGCUGUGUCCGGACCUGGUGGUGCUGCCGUACGAGUUCGACAAGUACCAGGCAGCCUCGGAGAAGGUCUACCGCAUCCUCAUGGCCUACAGCUCCUGCGUGCAGCCCAUCUCCUGUGACGAGGCCUUCCUGGACGUCACCGGCCUCCUGCCGCCCGCCUCCACCUUCCCACCCGCCGCCGCCUCCACCGCCCAGCCCCAGCCUCACACGUACGGCGACCCGGCGGAGGCGCUGGCGGCGCGACUGCGUGCCGACAUCGCCGCCGCCACCGGGUGUACGGCUUCUGCCGGCAUCGGGCCCAACAUGCUGGUGGCACGACUGGCUACACGCCGUGCCAAACCCAACGGCCAGUUCCGGGUGCCACGGGGCGGCGUGUUGGACUUCCUGGCGGAUCUGAGAGUGGACCAACUGCCGGGUGUGGGGUGGUCCACUGCGGACAAGCUGGACAAGAUGGGCAUCACCUCCGUAAGACAGGUGUGGGGCACCUCCCGCACGCAGCUGCAGAAGGCUCUGGGCGCCAAGCUGGGGUCAGACCUGUGGGCGCACGCACACGGCCAAGACGAGCGGCGGGUGGAGCCGCCCAAGGCGCGCAAGUCCGUGGGCGCCGAGGUCAACUACGGCAUCCGCUUCACUACGGAGGAGGAGGCGGAGAGGUUCAUGGGCGACCUGGCGGCGGAGGUGGCGGCGCGGCUCAAGACAGCGGGCGUCAAGGGCCGCAGCCUGACGCUCAAGGCCAAGCGGCGGCUGGCAGGUGCGCCCGAGCCGGCCAAGUUCAUGGGGCACGGAGCCUGCGACAACAUCAGCCGCUCCAUGACCCUAGGCCGCUUCACGGACGACGCCGCCGACCUGCGCCGCGAGGCCGUGGCGCUGCUGCGCGCGCUGGCGGUGCCGGCGGCGGAGCUGCGGGGGCUGGGCCUCACCGUGAGCCGCCUGGACUCCGACCCCGCCGCACACACCUCACGGCCCUCCGCGCCCGCCGCCGCCAAGCUGCAGGCGCCGCCGCGUCGCGCCUUCGACGCCUCCAAGCCGCCGCCGUGGGUGCAGUACUUCCAGCGCCAGGCGGCCAGGCAGCAGCAGCAGGGGGAGGAGAAGGGGGAGGAGGGCACGGAGAAGGUUGGGGAGGACCCGCAACAGCCUGAGGAGCAGCAGGAGGAGCCUGAGCUGAUGCAGCUACAGGCAGGCGCAAACGCAGGCGGUGCUGCUGCCGGCGGCGGCAGCACCGGCGGCUACGCGACGCCUACGAAGUCGUUGGCGACUUCGCCACCUGGCGCGGCCCGCGUGCGGCCGCCGCGACCGCCGCAGCAGCCGCAGCCGCAGCAGCAGCCGCAGCCGCAGCAGCAGCAGCAGCAGCAGCAGCAGCAGUCAGGCGCAGCUGCGGCGGCGGUGGACGUGCCAAGCUGGUACGCGGGGAUGUAUGGGCACGGCAGCGGCAGCGGACGUGCCUCGCUCACGCCGGCGCAAGGGCUGCAGAAACAGCAGCAAAGGUUGGGAACUGGUUCGGCGGCGCCGGCGGCGGCGGGACUGGACGGCACCCACUCGCGCUCGCCAUCACCAGUUGCCGCGGCCGACGUACCAGCGUCGGGGGCGGGGGCGGGGCCAGGGGCGGCCAAGGUCGCCGUCACGGCAACCGCCCGACCCCCUCCCCAGGGCCGCUCACGUCUACACCCCGUGUUUGCAGCCCUCCUGGCACAGCCAUCGCCGCCGCCACAGCUACAGCCACAGCUACAGCCGCAGCUACAACCGCAGCCACAGCUACAGCCACCGCUUUCUGCAGCAGCUCCCGCCACAGCACAGGCUGCUGGCGUGUCGGGGCUGCAGCGGGAUGGGGUGGGGCGGCAGGCGGCGGCUGGGGCACUGGCGGCAGGUGUCGACGUGGACGCCGAUGCGGACGUGGACGUGGACGCGCGCCCUCGCAAGCGCCGUAGGUCCCUGAGUGACGUCGAGCUGGGGCAGCACCAGCAGCACCAGCAGCACCAGCAGCAGCAGCAGCAGAAGCGGCCCCAUCAGGUUGUGGAUGAGGAAGAGGAGGAGGUGGCGGAGGCCGAGGUGCUGGAGGUGUGGGCGGAGGGCAGCGGCCGCCCGGAGGGCCACCAGGGCGGUGAGGGCGGCGGGGCGGUGUCGCCCGGCCCCGCCAGGUCCGGUGCUGCCGGGCGUGUCCCGGCGCCGGCCUCGGGUCGCAGCCGCCUGGGGCCGCCACCAACCCCACCCCCACCCCCACCCGGGGUCGCCGCCGCGCAGAAGGCCCCAGCCGCAGUAGCCGCAAGCGCCACGGCGGCCACGGCGGCCGCAGGAGACACAGGUGGAGGGGUGGACGCGGUGGCGGACCGGCCCGCGCGUCGGCGGAGCCUGUUUGGAGGCGGGGGUGGAAGUGGAGGUGUAGGUGGAGGUGGAGGUGGAGGUGGUGGGGCCGGGGCACGCGGAGCCGCUGCAGGCACGCUGCAGCCACACCCCAGGCCGCCGGUGCCGAUGCCGUCAGCCUCCGCGGCGUCAUCGGGCCUGAGCGCCGGCGGUGGCGUCGGCCGCGCCGCACCGGCAGCCCUUCGAGCCUCGGCGGGUGCGGCGGCGGCGGCGGCGGGUACGGCGGGCGGCGGCGGCCGGCCCCAGGCCUCUGGAGCCAGCCGCGGCGGCGGCGGCGGCGGCGGCCCCGCGUGCUCAGGCCCACAGGUGGACUCCAUCGAUCUGUCCCUGGACGUGGAUGACGAUGAUGCUGAGGUGGUGGAGGUGGAGGAGGUGGUGGCGGAGGGUGGCGGCGAGGUGGGCGGCGCGGCAGGGCCCGGGCCAGGGCCCGCGCUGCGCGGACGCAGUCACAGCAGGCUGGGCCGUGCGGGCGGCGGCGGUGCGCGGGCUGGGGCUGGUGCGGCUGGUGCAGCGGUGGCGGCGGUAACGGCGGCGGCGGCGGCGGCGGCGGCUCAGCCGACGCGCUCCACGUCAACUGUGGGAGGUGCGGGCGGCGGCGGCGCCAGCAUCACGACGUCAGCGGCGGGGGCGGUGUCGACGGGGGCCGGCGGGAGCACCGGCGCAGGCGGGGGCGGCGGCGGGGCCGCCGCGGCUGGGGGUGUGAUGUGGGGCAGGCUGCUGAUGCAGCGCCCGCCCGCACCGCCGGCGUCAGCACGAGCCGGAGCCGGCGGCGGCGGCGGCGGUGGAGGCGGCGGCGGUAGCCGCGCAGCCGCUGGCCGCGGCGCCGGCGCCGGAGCCGGUGCUUCCGCCGGCGCCAGCAGGGCUGGCAACGCGCGUGCUGCAGCGGCCCGGGGCGGCCGGGGCGCGGCAGGACGCGGGCGCGGGGGCGCCGGGGCGGCGGCGGCGGCGGCGGCGGCGGCGGCGCCGGUGCGGGCUUCUCAGAUCGACCCGGCGGUGUUGGCGGAGCUGCCGCCGGACGUGCGGCGGGAGGUUGAGCGGGCGUACGGCCUGGCUCCUGCUGCACAGGCACCGGCUGGGGGGCAGGCGCCGCCGCGGCCCGCCAAGCGCAGCCGCUUGGCCCAGUCUAGCGGGGCUGGGGCUGGUGGUGGGGCUGGGGCUGCGGGUCCAUCCAGGGCGGCAGGACAGUCGGAACCGGCAGGCGCAGGCGCAGGCGGGAGCGGGGGCGCGGGUCGGUCCAGACCGGCGGCCGUGGCGCCACAGGCGGCGCCGCAGGCACCGCCGCCUCGCCGCCAAGCACCGGAGCUGCCGCCGCACCCCGCAGUCCAGGGACAGGCAGCUGCGGCGCCUGCGGCUGCUCUCACGGUACCAGCGGCAGCUGCUGUUGUGGCGGGUGCUGCUGCUGCUGCGGCGGCGGCGGCGGCGGCGGCGGCGGCGGCCAUGCCCAGCAGCAUGUCGCAGGUGGACCUGUGUGUGCUGCGGCAGCUGCCGCCCGAGCUGCAGACCGAGAUCGCGGCAGCGCUGAGGCCCCAGCAGCAGCAGCAGCAACCGCAGCAACACGCAGUGCGCGGUGCAGGUGGUGGGAGCGCGGCGGCGGGGGGCGACGCGGCGGCCCGCCACGGCGGCAGUCACGUGGCGGCUGGCACCGCUGCCGCAACGCGGUCAGAAGCAGGGCCGCAGCCGCCGUCGCGGAAGCGCUCUGCGGCGGCAGCAGGCCUCGAUGCCAGCGGCAGCGCGGGCAGCGCCGGCGGCGGCGGCGGCGGCGGCGGCAGUGGCGGCGGCGGCGGCGGCGGCACUCCUGAUGUGGUGUUGGUGGACAGCACGCCGUUGCCGGCACCGCCGGUGGGCUCGGGCGCCCAGCAGCGCCUGGCCCACGCCGCCGCCCACAUGUUUAUUUUCCGGCCGCCCAGUACCGGCGGCAAUGCCCGCGGCAGCGGCAGCGGCGGCGCAGCCGGUGGCGCAGCCGCCGCCCAGCUGCAGCCGCAGCAGCUGCAGCGGCAGAUGUCGGCGGUGCGGCAGGGGCUGCUGCGGGCGAUCCGGUGCGCGGGCGCCGUCGCGGCCCAGGCAGCGGCAGCGGUAUCCGCUGCAGCAGCAGCAAGAGCAGCAGCAUCGAGGCCUGCACCGGGCUCAUACGGCGGUGACAACGCGGCUGCCGCUGCGGCUGCGGUUGCUGCUACAGCGGCGGCGGCGGUGGACGCGGAGCGGCGCCUGCGGCUGAGCUGCAUGGCGUGUGCGCUGUGGCUGAGCACCGCCGCCGACUGGGACCUGGAGGCGGUGGCGCUCACCCUCAAGCAGGCACUGCGGGCGGCGGCGGCGGCGGCGGCGGCGGCGGCGGCGGCGGGAGGUGGGGCUAUGGGCAAUGCGGGCAGCGCGGCGGCGACUGGAGCAGGAGCUUCUGGGGGAGCGGGUGGCGCGGCGGGGGGGCAGCUGGAGGUCGGGGGCUGGGUGCUGGGUCACGUGCGGCGGGCGGCACGGGCGGUGCAGGCCCACGUGGCAGCCAAGUACGGCUUCGAGCUGAGGCUGCUGUGACGUGCCGUGGUGGAGAGGUGCUGUGUGAGAAGGAGCACCAAGGAAUGUGGCGCUGUGCUGUGUGUGGUGUGGUGGGAGUGAGUACUGGUACACUGGUGAGGGGUGCAAUGAAUGAAGACCUGCAGCUAAGAACGAGGCGAGUACCGUACAAUUACUGCACUGGGGGCGGAGCGAAGGGUUGCCGAGGGACUGCGGGGGUCGGGACCCGAGAGGCAUGCGGCACUGCGAGGCAUUAGGGUGGCAUUGGCGAGGCAUUGGCGAGGCAUUUGCGAGGGACCGCUCACACCUCAGUGACACUGUCACACAGGGUCACAGCGAGUGCAGGGCGGGCUGGCCACGAAGGAGACAGCAAAUGCAGCUUGGGCACCAGCGCUGCGCAGGAAGCCACCCGGAAGGGCACGGGCUGGCACGCUGGGGUGGUCCUGAGUGACCCGGGCACCCCUUCGCAACGUGCGCGUUGCGUCUCCCUUCUCAUGCGGGGCGGGGCUUGUGCCUGAGGACUGGGUGCAGUGGGGUGAGCCAUGAAUGGGUCGGCUGCUCUGGGCUGCUUGGGAAACAUGUCACGCCGAGGCCAGGACUGAGGACUUGCCUUGCUGCAGCCUAGUCACGAGCCC